Molecule: messenger RNA, 1291 nt
Organism: Rhizophagus irregularis DAOM 181602=DAOM 197198
Lineage: Eukaryota; Fungi; Glomeromycota; Glomeromycetes; Glomerales; Glomeraceae
Source: RefSeq, a predicted model, not a curated record
AAUAAUUUAAUUUGAAAGUUUAUGAAUUACCUCUAAAUAUCAUUAUGAAGGGGUUCUUCGCAAAAAGCAAAUUUUCCUGUAAAUCUAAGUACAUCACCAGACAUAAAAUCUGAAAUCUACUUUGGAACUGAAGGAUUUUUUGGAAAAAAAGCAAUUACUUUUAGGUUCAUUGUUGUAUUACUAUCUUCUUUUCUCACAACUAACAAUAGCUUCUUUCACAAUAAAAUUAUUACUAUCACGUUCAACAACUGAGUGAAUUACACAGAUAAAGGUGAGCUUUGCUGGCAUAGUAUUUAUCAUUAUUAUUUUUAAUUAUUAUUAUAAUUAAAAAAAAAUGAAAAUUUAUUUUUUUUUUAUGUCACACCUAGAAGAGUAUUACACCAAUUGGAUAAAGGAAUUAUUGGAUGUCAGGAAAAUCCAUUAUGAUCCUCAUGACCUCAAGAUUCUUCCAAAGACUAUCGGCUUUGGAGGAUCUGCUUCUGUUUAUGCUGCAAAAUGGAAGGAUACAUCAACAAUAUAUGCGAUUAAAAAAUUUGUCGAGAAUAAAGAGGUUUAUUUAACGGAUUUGGCUAAUUCUCAUGAAAAUAUAAUUCAAUUUCGUGGAAUUACGAAAUUAGAAGAUGGAAAAAAAUACUCGCUUGUCCUUGAAUAUGCAGACGGUGGAACACUAAGAAGUUAUUUAAGGAACAACACUAUUACUUUUAAUUGGGAGAACCAAUUAAAGUUUGCUAAAGAAAUUGCGAGUGCGAUUUUAUGGUUACACGAUGUUAAGGAAAUCAUACACGGCGAUCUUCACCCCAACAAUAUCUUAAUACAUAAAGAUACGAUAAAAUUAGCAGAUUUUGGACGUUCAUGUAUAAAAGGAUCCGACAUUAACACUGGAACAUAUGGCCUAAUACCUUACAUGGAUCCUAAAUUUUUUGAGACUAAUUCAUAUCGUCUAACCGAAAAAUCUGAUAUAUACAGCUUGGGAGUAUUAUAUUGGGAGUUAACAAGUCGAAAAUCACCUUUCGAUUUUGAAAAAAAAUCAAGUGACGAUCAUCUUUCUAUUAUAACAAAUAUUCUUAAGCUUCUAAGAGAAGAACCUAUUGAGGAUACAAAUGAUAAAUUCGUCGUACUUUAUAAAAAAUGUUGGGAACAUGAGCCAGAUAAUAGACCGAAUAUUCUUAAAGUGAUUUCAGAACUUAAUUGUAUUGACCCUGAAAACAAUAAUGUAUCAAUUAUCCCAGAAGAAAGCGAAGAAAGUGAAAAAACAGCGAAUGUAUAUUCUUGUCAGAUUGCGAUUAAAUAA